This is a messenger RNA of Trichoderma reesei QM6a, 1341 nucleotides long. RefSeq lists its product as uncharacterized. Gene Ontology annotation, cellular component: cytosol. NCBI's taxonomy places the organism in Eukaryota, Fungi, Ascomycota, Sordariomycetes, Hypocreales, Hypocreaceae. Gene Ontology annotation, molecular function: adenosylhomocysteinase activity. The transcript has 2 exons. The record is from RefSeq and is a predicted model, not a curated record. Gene Ontology annotation, biological process: L-methionine cycle. Bases 1 to 1341 code for a protein of 446 amino acids.
AUGUCUGCUCCCGCCCACAAGUUCAAGGUCGCCGACCUGUCCCUGGCAGCCUUUGGCCGCAGGGAGAUUGAGCUCGCUGAGAACGAGAUGCCCGGUCUGAUGGCCAUCCGCAAGAAGUACGCCGCCGACCAGCCCCUGGCCGGUGCCCGCAUUGCUGGCUGCCUGCACAUGACCAUCCAGACCGCCGUCCUGAUCGAGACUCUGGCCGCUCUGGGCGCCGAGCUCACCUGGACCAGCUGCAACAUCUUCAGCACCCAGGACCACGCCGCCGCCGCCAUUGCCGCCGCCGGCAUCCCCGUCUUUGCCUGGAAGGGCGAGACCGAGGAGGAGUACAACUGGUGCCUCGAGCAGCAGCUGACCGCCUUCAAGGACGGCAAGAAGCUGAACCUGAUCCUCGACGACGGCGGUGACCUGACUGCCCUGGUCCACAGCAAGUACCCCGAGCAGCUCAAGGACUGCUACGGUGUCUCUGAGGAGACCACCACCGGUGUCCACCACCUGUACCGAAUGCUCAAGGAGGGCAAGCUGCUGGUCCCUGCCAUCAACGUCAACGACUCCGUCACCAAGUCCAAGUUCGACAACCUGUACGGCUGCCGCGAGUCGCUGAUUGACGGCAUCAAGCGUGCCACCGAUGUCAUGAUUGCCGGCAAGGUCGCCGUCGUUGCUGGAUUCGGAGAUGUCGGCAAGGGCUGCGCCAUGGCCCUCCACGGCAUGGGUGCCCGUGUCAUCGUCACCGAGAUUGACCCCAUCAACGCCCUCCAGGCUGCCAUGGCCGGCUACCAGGUCACCACCAUGGAGAAGGCUGCUCCCAUCGGCCAGAUCUUUGUCACCACCACUGGCUGCCGUGACAUUCUGACUGGUGUUCACUUCGAGGCCAUGCCCAACGACGCCAUCGUUUGCAACAUUGGCCACUUCGACAUUGAGAUCGACGUUGCCUGGCUCAAGGCCAACGCCAAGUCUGUCCAGAACAUCAAGCCCCAGGUCGACCGAUUCACCAUGGCCAGCGGCCGUCACAUCAUCCUCCUGGCUGAGGGCCGUCUGGUCAACCUUGGCUGUGCUACUGGCCACUCUUCCUUCGUCAUGUCCUGCUCCUUCUCCAACCAGGUCCUUGCCCAGAUUGCUCUGUACAAGAACCAGGACAAGGCCUGGGCCGAGAAGUACGUCGAGUUCGGCAAGACUGGCAAGCUCGAGACUGGCGUCUACGUCCUGCCCAAGACUCUGGACGAGGAGGUCGCCAAGCUGCACCUGGCCCACUGCCAGGCUGAGCUGACCACCCUCACCAAGGUCCAGGCUGAGUACCUCGGCCUCGAGGUUGAGGGUCCCUUCAAGUCUGAGAUGUAA